This is a messenger RNA of Myxocyprinus asiaticus (Chinese sucker), 6925 nucleotides long. RefSeq names its product calsyntenin 1 (gene clstn1). Gene Ontology annotation, molecular function: amyloid-beta binding; X11-like protein binding; kinesin binding. Lineage: Eukaryota; Metazoa; Chordata; Actinopteri; Cypriniformes; Catostomidae. Bases 226 to 3165 code for a protein of 979 amino acids. The record is from RefSeq and is a predicted model, not a curated record. The transcript is spliced from 19 exons. Gene Ontology annotation, biological process: positive regulation of synapse assembly; homophilic cell-cell adhesion; positive regulation of synaptic transmission. Gene Ontology annotation, cellular component: cell surface; postsynaptic membrane.
ACCGCUCCCGUUGGAUGCAGCUGCGGAACGGCGAGAGAGACUGAACGGUGAUUGAAAGAGGAAAGUUGAACGGCGGUGGCGGCAGCCAUCUUAGAACUACCGUACUAAUCCGAGAUAUACAUCUCCUGGAUCAUUUUAAACACCAAGCGAAAUUAGAUUUUAUCGGGCAAGAGGAGACAGAGUUACGUUGUUUACAUCGUUCGGUGUUUUUAUUACGAAGGCGCGAUGCGGAUCGGCGGGUUGAAACCUUUCGCUUCUGCAGUCGGUGUGCUUUUAGGACUAUUAUGCGCGGUGGACGCAUCCAAAGUAAAUAAGCACAAGCCAUGGAUUGAGACCACAUAUCACGGUAUUGUGACAGAAAAUGAUGACAAAGUUCUCCUGGAUCCUCCACUGAUAGCUUUGGAUAAAGAUGCUCCAUUGCGCUAUGCAGAGAGUUUUGAGGUGACCUUCACCAAAGAAGGAGAGAUCUGCGGCUUUAGGAUUCAUGGGCAGAACGUGCCAUUUGAAGCGGUGGUGCUGGAUAAGUCCACUGGAGAGGGGGUGAUCCGAGCCAAGGACAAACUGGACUGUGAGCUGCAGAAGGAGCACACCUUCACCAUUCAGGCAUAUGACUGCGGAGAGGGACCUGAUGGAGGCAACAUGAAGAAGUCUCACAAGGCUACCGUCCACAUCCAAGUGAAUGACAUGAACGAGUACUCGCCAGUGUUCAAAGAAAAGUCCUACAAAGCCACAGUGAUUGAGGGCAAAAAGUACGACAGCAUCCUGAAGGUGGAAGCAGUAGACGCUGACUGCUCUUUCCAGUUCAGUCAGAUCUGCAGCUAUGAGAUUGUCACCCCUGAUGUGCCCUUCACUAUUGACAAGGAUGGCAACAUCAAGAACACAGAGAAGCUGAACUACAGCAAGGAACGCAUGUAUAAACUCGCUGUGACUGCAUAUGACUGCGGUAAAAACCGCGCCUCUGAGGACGUCCUUGUCAAAAUCAACAUCAAGCCCAUCUGCAAACCAAGCUGGCAAGGAUUCAAUAAAAGGAUUGAGUAUGAGCCUGGCACAGGAAGUCUAGCCCUGUUUCCCAGCAUGCACCUGGAGACCUGUGAUGAGCCAAUUACUUCCAUUCAGGCCAGUAUCAUGCUGGAGACCAAUCACAUCGGCAAGGGCUGCGACAGAGACACAUACUCAGAAAAAUCCCUGCACAAGCUUUGUGGUGCCAGCGCUGGCACUGUUGAACUGUUGCCUGCUCCCAGCAAUGCUGCCAACUGGACUGUUGGCUUGCCCACUGACAACGGGCAUGACAGUGACCAGGUGUUUGAAUUCAAUGGCACUCAGGCCAUUAAGGUUCCUGAAGGUGUGGUGAGCACCAGCCUGAAGGAUCCCUUCACCAUCUCAGUGUGGAUGAGACAUGGACCUGGAGGCAGGGAGAAGGAAACCAUCCUUUGCAACUCUGACAAGACCGAGAUGAACAGGCACCACUAUUCCCUGUACGUACACAACUGUCGACUUGUGCUACUACUGCGUCAGGACCCCACCGAAUCUGAGAACUACAAACCUGCUGAAUUCCACUGGAAACUUGACCAAGUGUGUGAUAAAGAGUGGCAUCACUACGUACUGAACAUUGAGUUCCCAGCAGUGUCUCUGUUUGUGGAUGGUGCCACAUUUGAUCCCUUCCUGGUCACGGAGGAUUAUCCUCUGCACGCUUCCAAGAUCGAAACCCAGCUCACCAUCGGUGCCUGCUGGCAAGACCUCUCAGGACAUGACAAUGAUACUGAGACACUCUCAGAGCCUUUGACAGGUGGCAGCGCCCGCAUGGCUCAGUACUUCAGAGGCAACCUGGCUGGACUCAUGAUCCGCUCUGGGAAACUGGAGAACAAGAAGGUUAUUGAUUGUCUGUACACCUGCAAGGAAGGUCUUGACGUGCAGCUUCCAGAGGAGGUGGCUUCUGCUGUGAAGGUGGAGUUUAACCCCAACCAAUCUUCUCUGAGCCUGGAUGGAGAUGACAUUGAGAGCUUUGAGAAGGUCAUGCAACACAUCUCCUACCUGAACUCGCGGCAGUUCCCCACCCCAGGAAUCCGCCACCUACGAGUCACCACCACUGUCAAAUGUUUCAAUGAGGAGACGUGUAUCUCCGUACCUGAGGCUGAAGGCUACGUAAUGGUUCUCCAGCCAGAGGAGCCAAAGAUCAGCCUCAGUGGAAUUGACCAUUUUGCCCGUGGAGCGGUUGAAUUUGAGAGCACUGAGGGCGUAACACUCUUCCCUGAGCUGCGCAUCGUCAGCACCAUCACCCGUGAGGUUGAGGUUGAAGCCGAGACCAAGGCUGAGGGAGAGGAUGACCCUACAGUGCAAGAGACAGUUGUAUCUGAGGAGAUCAUGCAUAACUUGGACACCUGUGAGGUGACGGUAGUAGGAGAUGAUCUGAAUGGAGAUCAUGAGAGUCUGGAGGUGGAUCUAGCCCAAAUCCAGCAGAGAGGUCUGGAGAUGAGCUCUUCUAAUGUGGGCAUGGUCAUUACAGGUGUUAACACCAUGGUGAACUUUGAGCAGGUCCUGCAUCUGAUCCGCUACAGGAAUUGGCACACAGAGGCUCUGUUUGACAGGAAGUUCAAACUGGUCUGUUCUGAACUCAAUGGGCGCUACAUCAGCAAUGAAUUCAAAGUGGAGGUCAACGUGAUCCACACAGCCAACCCUAUUGAUCAUGCCAACAAUGCUAUGGUUCAACCUCAGUUCAUCAACCAAAUCCAGCAUGCUUCAGUGGACCUGUCUGGACACAACCUGGUCAACACACAUCAGGCUUCAGUUGUCCCUAGUGCCGCCACCAUCGUUAUCAUGGUGUGCGUGAGCUUCUUGGUGUUUAUGAUCAUCCUGGGUGUGUUCCGUAUCCGUGCUGCUCACCAGAGCACCAUGAGGGACCAGGAAAAUGGCAAAGAGAAUGAGAUGGACUGGGAUGACUCAGCCCUCACCAUCACUGUCAACCCUAUGGAGACUUAUGAAGACCAGCACAGCAGCGAGGAGGAUGGAGAAGAGGAAGAGGAGGAGAGCGAGGAUGGAGAGGAGGAAGAUGACAUAACCAGUGUGGAAUCAGACAGUAGUGAGGAUGAAGGCGGAGAACAGGAGAAUCAACAGGGUUCGAGCAGACAGCAGCAGCUGGAGUGGGACGACUCCACCCUAACCUACUGAUACACCUGAGCACACAAUACAAUUUAAUAACACACAGAUACACACACACAAAUCCACCCACACACAGUCACACCCCUCUGCCAAUGGGGACGCCCAUGUUUCCCUUACAGUCCCUACCUAAGGAGCCAUGCGUAAAAACAACGUAAACGCGGAAAACUAAAUAAUUAUACAAUGUAUGUAAAAUAUAGAUGCGAUAUAUCUGGUGUCUGUCGUGACAGGUGUUGCAGUCAGCUUAAUUUCCAGUGGCCGAGGAUUCCCUAAUGACAUCUUAUUGUGGUGGUAUUCAGUGUAGUAUAGUUAUCACAUGGUGUCUCAAUCUAAGUUCCUAAUUUAUUGAAACUUUUCCUAGGGAAUCCAAGGGAAACCUGGCCUAUAUUUGCAUUUCUUUUGAAGCCGUGUAGGGACACAUCCCUGCACUUAUACUUUUCACAUUCAGCUCUAUCAAAUCGAAAAUGAUUUAAUGUAUAUUCCUUGCACAUGAAUUUUAGAUUGAUUUGCUACAAAGUUUAGAAGACUUUUAAAAGAGAUAGUUCACCCAAAUAUUUAAAUUCCGUGAUCAUUUACUUCCUGUUGUUUCAAACCUGUAUGACUUUCUUUCUUCCAAGGAAUGUAAGCCACGGUCAUCAUAUGCUUUCAUUGCUUUUUUUUUUCCUUCAUACAGUGGAAGUUAAUGGUAACUGAGACUAACAUUACCUGACAUCUUCUUUUGUGUUCCAUGAAAAAAAAAAAAUUCAAUAUGGGUUUGGAACGAUAUGAGGGUGAGUAAAUGAUGACGGGAUUUUCAUUUUUGAGUGAACUGUCCCUUUAACUCUUUGCUUUUUUGGGUACUGGUGUUGUGCUCCGUAAAGAAGAAAGAGGUGAUGCUUUUUGGUCACUUUUUUUCCCUCCUAUCUUUAUAUUGCAUGGCAAGAUUUGCAAUCAUGGGUAUGAAAGAAUACAGUUGCUUUUUGAUAUUUUGUAAAUAUGAUGAAACCAUGUAAUUAGUCAAUGUGUUAGUGAAAACCUAACCAAACGGUUUCCGGUAUCUAAAAAGACACCUGCUGUAGAAUAUUUAUGUCAAGAGAUGCUCUUAGCAUGUUUCAAAACAUUCGGUGAAACUCUUCUGUCAUGCUUGUAUGGGACAUCCGCUUCACAGAAAGAAACCCAUGACAGAGGCCGAGGUUUCUGUGGAGGUGGGUGUGCAUCUUUGUUGUUUUAUUUUUAAUUUACUGUAGUAGUGUUGGUGGGCGUGCUUUGGCUAUACAUAUGCUAAUUCUGGCUGAGCUUGCAAUGGCACAAAUGCUACACCAAGGCUUCAAUGUAUUUAAGUCAGUGAAGGCCCAUUGUGGCACAGACGUUUGUUUUGGAGACUAAUAAUGACAUUCAGGUUGUUUUACGCAUGGUACUGUAUGUUGUACUGUUUGGCACACUGCAGUUAUUUAAGCCAUUCUUAAGUGAUUGUGUGUGUAUUUUCUGUUAUAAAUAGAGACCAAUUGGAAUCACAAUAUGCACUCUCAUAAUCCAGUUUAGUUUAAGGCCAAAGCAUACUUGUUUUCCGCGUGCCAGUGUGCGUGACGCAUAUUUCGCUCCGUUUUUCUAGACACAUGGACAGGAUGGCAGGGGAAGUGUCAUUUUUAUUCAUGAGGAAAGCCUAACCAAUCUGGUAGAGCAUUCCUCAUAAAUAAGAAUGAGGCUGCGUCUGCAAUGGCAUACUACCAUACUACUCUUACUAGUUGUGCCAUAUGGCAGAAGUUGUAAGAGUUGAAUUGGUAGCCUGAGUCUGAGCUCAAGAUUCAACUGAACUGAAUAGAAAUUAAUGGGGGUUUAAUUAUUGUAUGACAAAUUUUGUGAACUUUAUAAUUCUUUUUUUGUUUUUUGCAAAUUCAGGGUUAACCCAAUGUCAUUCAGUUAUUUGGAAUGUUUGUCAUUUCAAGGCCCCUAAAAAUUCUUCGCAUUAAAAAGGGAUAACCCUUUCCAGAAAUUAAGUUCAAGUUACUGGUUGAACAGUACUCUUUAAACAAACAAAAUAUUUUUGCAGUAUGGCCGCUAUAUUUUAUUGUACAUGGAACUGUACUGUAGAGUUGUGUAAAGAUAUUUGUUUACAUUUAGUAAACCUUUAUUCCUUUUUGGUGAUGAUAUACUCCAUAUUUGCAGGGCAUUUCUCCAUGUAGUUGCUCAAAAGCAUUUCAUUCUCUUACUGUGAUUGAACAUUUUGGGAUACCCCCCGAUAUAGCCAGUUAUUGGGAAAACUCUGAAUUCUCAGUUCCCUAUUGGCUUGAAAAGAAUGCUAAUUAUUAUUAGUAAAGAGUUAUAAUUGUUUAGUAAAGAGAGACAUGAAGCUUUAGGGUACUUCAUUCAGAAUACCAUUUUUUGUUUACAUGCAUGAAAACUCUCGGUUUAAGGCCUAAACUAAAUGGUUUUGUUGUAAUUGGUAGUAUGAAUAUAAUUUUAUGUUUUUCAGAAAAGGCACAAUGUGGGAUGUUGUCAAGAAGGUUUAUUCUCUAAUAGAAGGUCUAUUUUUGUGACCCAUGGAACGGCAAUGGGAGAUUUUUCAGAAAUGUCAGCUAUUUCUUUUUAUUUUUCUGUACUUAUUACUUUUUGUUACACAUUUUGUUCAACUGGUCCCCCCUAAAAUUAAUCAGGCCUUAAACGGAUGUCCAAAUUUCAGCUUGUGGAUUUGGGAGUGCCUUUUGCCUAUCACAGCUCAUUAACACAACUAACUAAACACUCAUCAAUGCCAUUUUAGUUGUUGCAUUUUUCACAUUUUAUAAUUAUAUAAUAUUAGAUUUCUUACAAGUUUGGGGAUGUAAUUUUAUUUAAUUUUAUGUUGAAGUAGGGGUCAACAGCUAUAAUUUUAACAAGAGUGAGCAUUUUAAGUGUCCUGCAUAGAUGUGUUGUGUUCAUGUUGUUGUGUAGAAAAUAUAGGUCCAUACUGUAUCAUCAAUGAAUAUUGUAUUAAAUCAUGUUUGAGGAAAUCCACUUCUAAAAAGAUGUACAUUUAUUGAAAUUCUUUAGGCAGCAUAUGUGGGUAUGAAUUUAACAAUUUGUGUAAAAGUGAAAGGUGAUGUUGAAGUGUAUUUCCUGAAGAAGGUGUUGAGGGCAGCAUGAAUCCGAUACAUGAUGGGAUUUCUGACACAAAUUCUCACUUUUCAUACUGUAUUUUUAUUCUCAGCUUACAUUCAUUUAGUUUAUAAUCUGUUUGAUCGAUGCAGACCAUUCCAUUAGAACACAUUUGGUAUAAUCAAUGUUUGUGAUGAAAAUCGCACAAUUGUUUAUCUCUUCCACAUCCACCCGCCCCCCCCCAACAAAUAUUAAUCUGCAGGUUCUCAGUCUUGUGUAAUGUAUUUCAAAUAAUGUGAUUUUGUAAUCUGAUUUGACAAUUUUAAGAUGCUGACGCAGAAAUGUUCCAAAACAAAUGUUCUGUGGUUGGUUUGAACAGCAGCAGAAGGUGGAUAUUUAAAGGGGUAUUUUCUUUGCAUGUAACAGAUAUACAUAUUUCUUGUAAAUGACACAUGGAACAGUGGGUUUGGAAUGUUUCGGAUUGGUCGGGAGACUGAUUAUACUACUGAAUCAAAGAUUAGCUGUCACAGAUUUGCAACGGUCAUUGCUCACUUUUUGAAUAAUUUUUUUUGGUUUUUUUUGUUUUAGAAAUGAAAACUGGGGAUGUUGUAGAAUUUUUGGAUGCUGGCCUCAAGCUCAUUCACUUUUCUAUUAUUCAGAGGAAAAUUAUAGUGAAGUUGAUGCUUGCUCAUGAAUAAAGGAUAAUGAGAUGGAAAUAAAA